This is a messenger RNA of Vollenhovia emeryi, 2288 nucleotides long. RefSeq names its product abhydrolase domain-containing protein 16A. The record is from RefSeq and is a predicted model, not a curated record. The transcript has 11 exons. NCBI's taxonomy places the organism in Eukaryota, Metazoa, Arthropoda, Insecta, Hymenoptera, Formicidae. Gene Ontology annotation, molecular function: glycerophospholipase activity; monoacylglycerol lipase activity. Gene Ontology annotation, cellular component: endomembrane system. Gene Ontology annotation, biological process: monoacylglycerol catabolic process; phosphatidylserine catabolic process. The coding region runs from base 131 to 1759 and encodes 542 amino acids.
CCUUCCCGCUGUUGUGUUGGUGCUGACAUUACUGCCAAGAGAGCCCUCGAUCCGCAUCGCGACGUCCGCAACUCCGCAGUGUAGCAUAUUUAUACAUCAGGCUGUUCUCGGCUGAGCGCGCGUGGACGAGAUGUCGUUGAUCAGGACGCUGUGGAGGUGCACGUUCAGUCCGCGGCUUUUCAAGAUUUACGAGGUAACGUGGAUCGGUCUGGUUGACAAGUCGUACGAGGCGAGGAGCCUGGAGCGAUGGGGCGACAACAUCGUCAUCUCCUUCGCGGCGAUGUGGUCCAUAAGCCUCUACGCCGUGCCGGUCAUCGCCAUGUUCGCCAUAUACCAGCGCGGCUACUUGACAGACGUCACCUACCUGAGCAAACUGGCGGCCGGCGCCGGCGCGCUCCUCGUCGCGUCGCUGGCCACACGCGGCUACUGCAGGGUUAACAAUCCGGUGUACGUCAAGUUCGUGGAGACCCUGAACGAGGCGCAGUUGCAUUACAACGCCAGCACGAAGCAGGAGCUGCACAAGUACGACUUCGAUUUCUGGGCAUGGCCCGUGGAUUUCGAUGUGUCGGAGCUGAGAAGCGACACUGCGGACAGAUUGACGCUAGAAAAGAUCGCGAAGGCCAGUGGGCGACUGAGGCGACAGAACGGCAAAGAAUUUUUAUUUGCCGUACCGUGUAAAUUACUUUCUUACAUGGUGGCGCACACCUUGGCGGGUAAACUGAUUUAUCCCGGCAGUAUGACUUUCAUCCGCCUGAUACACGGCUCCGCGCUGAUGAAUGGAAGGAUAGACUUGAUAAAACAAGGCGGAGAGAGAUUCAAAUUGAUGACCGCUGAUAAGAAUCAGAUUGACGCGAUGUUUGUCGAUCGGCGUAACAAGAGCGCCAAUGGCCAGGUAUUGGUUGUAACUUGCGAAGGCAACUGUGGGUUCUACGAGAUGGGCAUCAUAGCCACUCCGCUGAACAAGGGCUACUCGGUGCUGGGCUGGAAUCAUCCGGGAUUCGCUGGCAGUACCGGCGCGCCAUAUCCAGAUCAAGAGGAGAACGCCAUUGAUUGUAUAAUGCGCUUUGCGAUCGAGCGUCUCAACUUCCCCGAGGAGCGGAUCAUCCUGUACGGUUGGAGCAUCGGUGGCUACACCGCCACGUGGGCCGCUAUGAAUUAUCCUUCUAUUCAGAGCUUGGUUUUAGACGCUACUUUCGACGAUAUACUUCCAUUAGCUAUUAAAACAAUGUCACCGUCCUUAGAAGGCUUAGUCCGCAACAUAAUCAGAGAUUACUUCAAUUUAAACAUAGCAGAACAAUUGAAUAGAUAUAACGGGACCGUAUUGUUAGUGAGAAGAACAGAGGACGAGAUCCUCUGUAUACCUAAUAACAGCCUAGCUGGAAAUCGCGGCAAUAUGUUGCUGAUGAAAUUACUUCUCAGACGUUAUCCACAUAUAUUUUCCGAAAGCUCCGAGUCUGGGACGGUUUUGUCGAGGUUCUUGUCCGCUGAGGCGUCCGAGAGAACAUCGAUAUUGUCGACGUUCAGAGUGAAUGAGAAACAUUGUCUAGAAUUGAUAGCAGCUAAUAUACGAAGUAACGACGGGGUGAUAAGUUAUCCGUCUACUCUGGGACAGAAUUGUAAUACUAUGACAAAAUCACAAUUGGUUCUGUUUCUUGCUACAAUGUACAUGAAAGAUCAACCAUCGUCGCACUGCAUGCAACUGUCUGUCGAUCUCUUUCAUCCAGGAUGGGAUCCAGCAUCGGCCGUUGCCGUGAACUAGCUUUCACAAAACUACACUUUGAACAUCGGAACAAGCUUCCCUCAAGCUUUUCUUACUCAUAUAGUAUGUACAUUAUGAACAAAUGAAAGCGAUAAUAACAGUGCAACUUCGUAUUGAGUUUUACCAGCACACGUACACACAGACAUUAUUUAUUUCACAUCAAUCUAUAAUCGAUCUUACAAAUUUUCGUGAAAAAUAUUACAUAGACAUCAUUUUAAACUCAUGAUGAACAUUUUAGUUGUACGGCAAUAGUUUUGCAUUUUUAAAUCCAUUAUACGUAUAUCACCAAGUACUGCUUUGUAUAAAAUUCAUUUGUGUUACAAUAUACAUAUUAAAUUAAAAUAAAAAAUUGAUUUUAUAAUAUAUUGAUAUUAUUUUAAGAAAUAGCUUUUACAAUAGCGUCUAUUAUAUUUUAUUAGUAAUUUAAAAGAAGGUAAAAGUAACUUGCAUUGAAACUCGAAAUGAGUGUAUAUUGUAUAUACACGUUCACACACACGUUGUAAGAUAAUAAAUGUAUUUUUCAUUUCGA